CAGAUUAAAUAUUAAAGUGUUCCCGGUGUGUGUGUCCGUGUGUGUGUCUGUGUGUGUGUGCAGCAGAGUUACACGUUACAUCUGCAGCUGGAGAAAGAAACUGAAGAUGUUAGAACAACAUUAGCCAAACACCAGGAUUUUUCAUGUUUUUUUAUUUUAUUUAAACAUCACCUAUUGUGUUUUUUUAAAUUCGUAAACCGUGACGUUUAGUUUAUAUAUUUUUUAAUUUAUUAUAAAUCAUUCGGAGUGGGAAUGAAGGGCUCCCGCUCCGUGAUGUCGAGCCGGAGGAGGAGCAGCAGCAGCGGGGCGGCCGGGCUCCUCUACCCGCUGCUCGGUGCCUGUCUCUGGGCUGCGGUGGUCGGGUUCAAGCCGGUGAUCAUCGUCCACGGUUUGUUCGACAGCUCCGGGGAUUUUAAAAACCUGCAGCGGUUCAUCAACGAGUCUCACCCUGGAACCAACGUGACCGUCAUCGACCUGUUUGACCGGAGUGCCAGCCUGCAGCCCAUGUGGAAGCAGGUGGAGGGAUUCAAGGCAGCUAUUUAUCCAAUCCUGCAAAACGCAGAAGACGGCGUCCAUUUCAUCUGUUACUCUCAAGGCGGGCUGGUUUGCAGAGGAAUCCUCUCCACUCUGCCCGACCACAACGUCCACUCCUUCAUCUCUCUGUCCUCGCCUCAGGCCGGGCAAUAUGGAGACACAGACUACUUAAGGUACCUCUUCCCUCAGUUUGUCAAGUCCAACCUCUUCCACCUCUGCUACACUGCGUUCGGUCAGAGGAUAUCCAUCUGCAACUACUGGAAUGACCCCCACCACAGAGACAUGUAUGUGAACAGCAGUGAUUAUCUGGCUCUGCUCAACAGUGAGAGAACCAAUCCAAACUCGACAGAGUGGAAGAAAAACUUCCUCAAGAUCACAAAGCUGGUGUUGAUCGGUGGACCAGAUGAUGGUGUCAUCACUCCCUGGCAGUCGAGUCAGUUUGGAUUUUUUGACGACAAUGAGACCGUUGUGGAAAUGCAGCAGCAAGAUUUCUUCUUGAGGGAUGUUUUUGGUCUGAAGACGCUCUCGGCUCGCGGGGAUCUGAUGAUCUGUUCUGUUCCUGGAGUCGAACACACCCUUUGGCACUCUAACGAGACGGUGUUCCACCUGUGUAUGGAGAAGUGGCUGGUGUAGAUCCAAACUCCUGCACACAGACAAACACACACACGCACACACCCAUACACACACACACACACACAAAGAUAUACACGAUUAGCAGAUUUAUAAGCUCUUUACUUUCCACCUGUUUGAAACUCGGGCACGGAAAUCAUUUUAUAGUAUCCUCACAAACCUUUGUGAGUUUUAAGGUCAUUAACACACUUUGGAUUACGCUUCAUAGAGAUCUCCUCUCGAUCAAACAGUGUUAUGUUUGACUUUACUCCUACUUCUCUACUCGUUUUGAUCAAGUUUAUGUUUUUAAAGAUUAAUUUUGUUCUUGCGUUCAUCCUGUUGUCUAGGAGGUUACUUUAAAAUGAAUAGUUUGACAUUUCCCAUAAUUUUCCAAAAUUUCAAACUGUUUCUUUUAAACCGUCAAAUCCAACACAGAUGCAAAGGCUUUCACAAACCUGGUAAUGGUUUAACUCUGAUUAUGUUAUCACAUUCUGCAAAGGGAAAAGCAUAUCCGACAUUAAAGGAGCAUUCUGUGAAUUUGAGUCUGCAUUUUCAUGAAGUUUGCAAGAAACGGAUUAAAAAAGAGAAGACCCUGGUGAGAGUUAAGAGGCCAUCAGAACUACAGUACCUGUCUAAUGCUUGGACGGCUUCUCUCUCCUUUUUAAUUCUUUACACAAUUAUCUUCUGUUUUUUUUUAAUUUGAAUGUGUCAGUUUUUACCUGAACACAAAUGCGACAAAGUGAAUGUCUUUCAAGAGAGACUGUCUGAAAACAUUUUUUCAAACAAUACCUACAAAUUGGUGGAGUGCCCUUUUAAUUAAUUUAUAUUUAAAAAAGGGGAGUUUAUUACUAUCAAAUACCAAGCCCUCAUACAUACUGUACACCCAUGUGUGUGUUUCCUCACACAUACCUCAGAAACACAGCCACAACAGUGCCUGAGCGACGUUCUGUCAUCCACAUGUACAGACUCACUUUCCCGCUCAUCUUUUGAUGCAGUAAUUUAUGUAUUUUUUUUUUAAUCCUUCCAUUUUGAAUCCUUUUUAUUAGUGUGUACAUCUUGAUGUCUUUACCAUGCAGUGCUUCUGAGCUGUACUCUAUCGUGUUCUUAGAUCCAGCCUUAAUAUUACCCCCUCAUGCCUCAGUGUUUAAUGUCCAUUACCGAAGUGCUACGACCCACUGCCUCUUGUGUCGGUGUUAAAAGUAAUGAUAGGAGAGGAAGAGUGGCUGGAGAGGGGCUGUGGUGUGUCAGUGUUUACUUGUCCAACAGACUAUUGUACGUGACGCUCUAUACCUCCCAUCGCGUUUAGAUAUCUCAGGCGUUUGAGCAACCAUGUUCGUUUGUCUCUGUUAGAAAAAGGGAUUUGUUUCUUGUGACUUUGCAUUUUGUUGGAUGUUAUAUUUGCUGCCUGUUGUAUUUACAGUUAUUUGUCAAAGAAGAAGAAACUGAAAUAUCUAAUCUGUGUCUUUAAAAAAAAAGAAGUGAACUACUGUUGCACAAUGUUCAGCCAAUGAAGACAAGGGAAAUGAUAAAGAGGGAUUUGAAGUUGCUAAAUUUUAUGUAUUGCUUUAAAUAUUGUUGACUGAUGCUUGUUAAAAAUGAAUUGAUCCUCAGCGAUUGCAUGUGGAUAAAGGAUUUAAGGGACGUCCUCUCAGCUCAGUCUUCUUGCAGGUAUUAAAUGUGGAUAUAACAACUUUUUAAAACUCAAACAAAAAUAGCUAUUUUGACAUUAUCCCACAGUUUCUACAGUAUUUGAUCUGCGAAUGAAAAUGUGUCAAAUUUUGUCACGUCCUCAAUAAAAGGCUGUUUUUGAA
Messenger RNA from Limanda limanda (common dab), 2954 nucleotides. RefSeq names its product palmitoyl-protein thioesterase 2b (gene ppt2b). The record is from RefSeq and is a predicted model, not a curated record. Gene Ontology annotation, cellular component: lysosome. The coding region runs from base 253 to 1167 and encodes 304 amino acids. Lineage: Eukaryota; Metazoa; Chordata; Actinopteri; Pleuronectiformes; Pleuronectidae. The transcript is spliced from 8 exons. Gene Ontology annotation, molecular function: thiolester hydrolase activity.